Molecule: messenger RNA, 2661 nt
Organism: Suhomyces tanzawaensis NRRL Y-17324
Lineage: Eukaryota; Fungi; Ascomycota; Pichiomycetes; Serinales; Debaryomycetaceae
Gene: CAT8
Product: DNA-binding transcription factor
Exons: 1
Biological process (GO): DNA-templated transcription; regulation of DNA-templated transcription
Molecular function (GO): DNA binding; zinc ion binding; DNA-binding transcription factor activity, RNA polymerase II-specific
Source: RefSeq, a predicted model, not a curated record
CAUACCAAGACCAUCAAGACCCCAGGCACCACUGUGGUACGAGUUGCCCAGGCGUGCGAUCGAUGCAGGGCCAAGAAGACCAAGUGUGAUGGCCAGAACCCCUGCUCCAGCUGCUCAGCCAUAGGAAUCGAGUGCAUAGUCUCCGAUAAGCUCUCUCGGAGAGCAUUCCCCAAAGGAUACACCGAAACCUUGGAGGAGAGAGUCAGGCAGUUGGAGGCCGAAAAUAAGAAGUUGACAGGGUUGUUGGACAUCCGAGACGAACAGUUGGAGUUCUUGAACUCUGCCAGGAACGAUGACAAGGAAAUCGCCAACAACCGCUUGAAUGAGGAAAAUGUCAACCAGAUAGACCACAGCCAUAUUCACGACGAACACUGUUCUUGUGGGGAGUCAAACCCCCAGGUGAUGCACGAGAGACCUGUAUCGAUUGCAGGAUCGGCUCACAACGGACAUGGCAGGGCCAUGUCGGUGGACUCAAUAAACCUAAGUGACGAUGAAAGCAUAUUGAGUAACGAAGAUUUCACUUCCUCCUUGGUGCCAGUACAGUCAAGGGACUUCAAUUUCGGCCGCCAGGCAAACCCAGCCCCUCACGCCUUUGCAGCAGCCACGGCUAUAGCCCAGAUGCAGAAGGGGAAGGAUGAAGAUGAGAUCAGCAAACAACAGAAAUUGACCUCUUUGGUAGCAAUUUCUAUUCCUAGAAGUACCGAGGAAACAUUAUUUAUACCGACACUUAUUGCCAGAAUUUGCCAAGCCCAUGGCUACAAUUCCAAGCCAGCGGUAUUGACCGCCCAUGCUAUAGCUUCAUUGAAAGAAAACAACGAGUUGAAGACUACUCAGAACAAACAACUAAUGGACAUCAUAAUGAACAGAGACGACAUGUCCCAGUUGAGCAGCUCAGAGGCGUUGGUCUUUAUUAGAGACUUGAUUGAUUUUCCAACAUCGAGAAUGGAUUUGGAUCACUUAGUUACUGUUUAUUUCCAAGAUUGGGGACUGGCUUUGCCAAUUUUAGACAAGAAUGCUUUUUUGAAGAAUUAUAUGAGGUGGACUAGCAUCGUUGAUAAUUCAAGUCCAGUAAUGGAUGAAAUCAACGAACCCCUUGAGAAGUUUGGGGCAAUGAUGGUCUUGGUAUUGAGUUUGAGUAUGUUAUCAAACAAGUAUAAGUAUAUGUCCGGCUCAAGCACCGGAUCUGGGGAUGUUUUCGAUAAGUAUCUCCAUUAUUUGGCACAUUUUGAUAAAUUGAUCCAUGAGUUUAUCAAACCAAAUUGUAUUAUAACGAACAACUGCUCAAUGCAAUCUCUCAAGAUCCUAUCAUUGUGUUUGCAAUAUUGUCUAGUUAUUGGUGAUAUCAAUACCUGCUACGAAUUAAGAGGAAGAGUGAUAACGAUGGCUCAUCAAUUGAGAUUACACAGAUGUCCUUCUGCCGUCCUUGCUAUCAGUGGAGGUGAUGUUAAACUUCAAAAGAGUAUGCAAAGUGAAAGAAGAUUAUUAUUUUGGUGUGUCUAUUGUUUAGAUGUUUACUCUUCAUUGAACCUAGGUGUUCCAAGGUUACUUAAAGAUUUCGAGAUAGAAUGUGCUCUUCCAUUUGCUGGCAAAUAUGAUGACGAUGAUCAAGAAGGAGAAAGCAUUUUGAUUAUUAACAACAAGAGAUUAUCAAUUGUGGGUAAGGUGAAGAAAUUUGCGUUGGCUAUGAUGCUUUACUGUAAAGUAUUAGGUAAUAAUCUUGACUCUAUCUUCUCCAGAUACGAGAACUCUGAUCCUCAUAGGAAAGCAUUGCAUAGAGAUGGACUUUUGGAUAGUUGGAGAAGGGAGUUACCUUCCGAGUUGAAGUUUGAUAUUGAUAUUAACGGAUUUUCAUUGAAAGAUGGUGAUACAUACUUGGAUGGAGAAUUCUGGAAAAAAUAUUCUAAAGAGCAAUUAACAUUGAUAUUUCUUUACUAUCAUGCCAAGAUUUUGAUAUACUUACCGGUCAUAUCGAAGUACGGAAACCAUCAUAAUGUCGGACUUUCACCCAAAGAGCAAAUAUUGAAGGCAGAGACAGAUGCCGGAAGUAUUGCGUCAAGUAUCAGUAUGAUCCAGCAGUCAUCUCUCCAAAUUUUGGAAGUAUUGAAGAGCCUUACGAAGUACAAUUCUUCAUACUUGUUACCAAUUCCAGUUAAUAUUGCCCGAGAGCAGGCCAGAUUCACAUUGUUGGUGGCGAAAGGUAGUUUGGAUUACAUGAAGGGAGGUCCAUUAUAUCAAACUCUGAAACAGCUUUUAUUGGACACCAUUGCUUCAUUGAAUCUCGAGACCAGCCAUGAGAUUCCAGGAAGUUUGACUAAAAACUCGGUAAAGCUUUUAGAGUUUGCUAUAUUGGGUAUUUUGGGAUUAAACUUGAAGGGUACGGCUAUUAAGAAAAAGUCCCCUCCAUUACCGCAGCAGCCAAUCAAUAAGCCAGCAGUGUUGAGAGAUCCACUUGGACAGGAGAAAUUCAAGCCCACCACGCCCUCCAAAUUGGCAGUGGAAGUGGAUUCUAGGUCCAAUAGCUCGUUCGAGAACGAUGAUGGUUUGGAAAAUAUCUUGAAUUUUGAUCCUUUCGAUUUGACAACCAACAGACAAAGGUUCAUGAAUGAUUUUGCAGCUGAUGGUUCGUUGGGUUUGGUACCGUUCUUGGGCUUAUCCAAUGAC